GCCGCUGCUGGGGUCUGGCGGGCGUCGCGCGCGGCGCUCCCCGCGGCCCCCCGUCUCGCACACCUCGCUCUUUUCACCCUCCCUCCUGCCAAAGCACGCGCCUCCUUGCCUCCCGUCCUCGCCUCACUCCGCGCCGAGCGCCCCCUCCUCCUCCCUCGUGCGACUGGCCGCCGCCUGCUGCUGCUGUCGCACCCCAGCACCGACCACCGCCCACGCCUGCUGUCCAUCUUUGCUGAUUGGCAGCAGCGUGCGGGGCGCGGCGAGAGGCCGCCCAGAUGACCUCGCGCACGUCGCGCACGCGCGUCACCAAGCUCGGCCACCGCCAGCCCCUCUGCAUCGCAAAGGGCUCGCUCGCACUCGAGAAUGCAGCGUCGGCGCUCACCACCGAUGCCGAGUUCGAGGGCCAGGAGGACCGCGACCGGCAUCUCGGCGUCGACGCGAGCGAAGUAGCGGAGCACCAUCUGCAGGCCGCGCUCUCGUCGACGCAGCUCGCCGCCGAUGCCUCCAACGGCAAGGCGUCGGGCUCGCGCGCCGCGUACCACAUCCCCACGCCCGACGCCAAGUCCGUCCUCGCGCCGGCGCAGUACUCGGCGCUGUACCCGUCGGGCGCCUACUCGGACCCCGUCACCUACGUGCGCUACUCGGACACCAUCGAGGAGGCAUUCAAGGGCCCGAGCUACUGUCUCGACGAGCACGAUGACGAGUGGCUGCGCGAGCGCAACGCCAAGGCCGCCGAGGCUGCGGCGACGGCGCUGCGCUCCUUCAAGCCGCCGCCGCCGCCCGGCGCCGGCUCGGCCAAGAGCAAGGGCAAGGAGCGUGCCCGCGACGAUCUCGCCGCCGCCAUGGUGCGCGAGAAUCCGGACCUGCGCGUGAUCAGCGACGACGAGUUCGAGAUGGUGAUCAGCGUCUUUGAGAGCUACACGUCGGACCGCGUGCCGUUUGUGCAUCUCGACCUCAAGACGCUGCCCACGCUCGACGACCUGCUGCCGGCGUUCGACGAGGACUCUUCAUUCUCGCAGCAGGCGCUGCCCGAGUUGCCGGAGCUGCCGUGGGAGGCGCGAGCCUCCACCUCCGCCUCUGCGGCCACGCCGCCGUCACGCAGCGUCGCCUGGUCGCCGGCGAAUCCGUAUCGCAACCUGCCGGCGCUCAAGGUCCUCGCCAAGGCCAUAUACCCGUGGUGGAAGGAGCGGCGCGAGGAGCGCGAGGGCAAGGCGCUCACGCCGUACCUCAACUUCGACGAGUCGAACGACAACGACCCCUAUGUCUGCUUCCGGCGCCGCGACGCCAAGGUGCUGCGCAAGACGCGCAAGACGGACGUGCUGCAUCUCGAGAAGCUGCUGCGGCUACGCAGCGAGCUGCAGAGCGCCACGACGCUCCUGUCGCUCGUCGCACAGCGCGAGAAGACGAAGCGCGCCAGCCUGGCACAAGAUCGCGCCUGCUGGGAGUCGGCGCGCGAGCUGCUCGACGUGAAGCGCACGUGGAACAUCCUCGGCCCGCUGCAGGGCGCCGAGGACGACGAGCUCAUCUCGGGCGAGAAGCGCGAAGACACGGGCCACGGCGUCGCCGGCGCGGCGAAGAAGAAGCGCAAGACGGAUGCAGACGCAGCCGGCGCCGUCGGCACGGUCCGCAUUCCCGCACGCAAGCCGCGGCCGAGCGAAGAAGGCACAGCUGCGGCCGCGAGCUCGAGCUCGUCUGCAGGCGCCUCGUCGGGCCCACAGGGCCUCGGCUCGCAGAUCAUGGAGCGCGUCCGCGCCGUCCAGGAGUACAUCGAGCGCGAGUGCAUGCGCAAGCAGGAGGCCGACCUCGGCUGGGAGGAGGGCACGGACACCGCCUUCCAGCCCGUGCCGGUGCCUGUCGACCUGCGCUGCUUCCGGCCAAUCCACACGGAGCUGUCGCUGGAGCACCAGCAGCGUCAGCAGCAGCAGCUGCAGCAGCAGAUGUCGCUUCUGCCGAUCCACCAGGCGCCCUCGCCGUCGACGGCAGCCGCCGCCACCGCCGCAGCCGCCGCAGCCUCUUCGCGCGCCAGCCGACCGCCGUUCUUUCGGCGGCGUGUCGGCCGCGGCGGCCGCAUCUUCCUCGACCGUCGGCUUCCUGCAGCGAGCCCUGCGCCGGCAAGUCUGCUCAACUGGCCGCGCAAUGGCGAGGCUGGUCAGCAGGCGCGCCCUGCCGCGCUUCCCGCUCCGCCGCUUCCGUCGGCCGCCGCCGCGCGUCUAGGUCCGACCUCGCCGGGCAGAGCAGGCGACAGGCGCGCCGCGCACCAGUCGCCGUCACAGCAUCUCACUGGGCCCUUCGCCUUCUCGCCGAGCGUGCGCCCGAGCCUGCUCUCUUCGCUCAGCAUUGCGCCCGACGUUCGCGCCACGGGCCCAUUCGCUCAGGCCGCAAUCGAGAGCUCGCAGGCGUCGGACUCGUCGUGUGCCUCGUCGGUCUCGAGCGACCGCUCGAAGCACAGCACCGACUCGUCGGGCAGCGGCGCCAGCACGCAGCCAACGGAUGUCGACGAGGAGUUCGACGUCAUGGCGAUGGGCGGCGACGACUUCGACAAGAUGUCGACGGCCUCCGAAGACUCGGACGGCGAGCCAGACGAAGAGCAGCUCGACCGCGCCCGCGAGCGCUGGCGCUACGAUGACGAGGCCGGCCGAUGGGCUGGCCUCGGCCUCACUGGCCUCGGCGGCAUGGAGGACGAUGACGAGGCGGUGCUCGACGACUUCGACCAGCGGUUCGUGCGCUACCGCAUGAGUCUGCUGCAGGAGUCCGACCUGCUCAGCCUCUCGACGGACCUGACGAACAUCAUGCAAGCGCAGGCGCACGCCACGCUCCCGGCGCCGCCGCCCGUCGGCAACGGCGUGCCGAUCUCCAUGGCGCGUCAGCCGUCCGAGGCUGUCAGCCAGGCGGCGCAGCACCUCGCCGGCGGGCCGCACGCUCCGCCCCACCAGAUGCCGCCCACGCAGCAACAACUACCCCCGCAGCAGCAGACACCGCAUUCGCAGCCGCGUCCGAGCUCUGCCGGCGCUCCUCAUCAGCAGCAGCAGCCGCAGCACCUCGGCGCAACCCCUCAGCAGCAACAGCAGCAGCAGAUGCUGCUCGCGCAGCAACAACAGCAGCAACAACAGCAGCAGCAGCAACAGCAGCAGCAGCAGUACGCCGCGCAGCAGUUCGCGCAGCGUGCGCAUCCCGACGUCGCCGGGCCGCUGGCCGCGCUGUCGGCACAGCAGAGCUUCCAGCAGGCCGCCAUCCAGCGCGCACUGAUCGAGUCGCAGCGUGCGGCAGCCGCGGCCGGCGCCGUGGGUGUGCCGCCGGGUGCGCAGCAGGGCUCGCCGCUGCCGCGCUCGCGCGGCUCGACAAGCGCCGGCCCGACGCAGCCUCAUCCGCUCUCGCAGUCGUUCAGCGGCUCGAGCCCGCAGCCGCACCAGGCCGUGCAACAGCAGCAGCAGCAACAGGCUGCGCAGGCCGGCGCCGGUGGCAUGCAGCGUGCAGCCACUGGCUUCCCCAACGGCAACGGCACCAAUGUGCUCGCCGGCACGCAGUUCGGGCACCAGGAUGCGCAACAGCAGCAGCAGCAGCAGAUGCACCUCGCACAGGCGCGCCACUCGUCUUCGCCGGCACCUGGCUCGACGAAGCCGUCGCCGCAGAUGCAGAGCGUCGGCGCCUUCCCCGGCAAUGGCGCAGCGCAGGGCCCGUAUCUGCAGCAGCAGAUGCAGCAGAUCCAGCUGCAGCUGCAGGCGGCGCAGCAGCAGCAGUAUCGCCAGCAGCAACAGCAACAGCAACAGCCGCAGCAGCAGAAUGGCGGCGUCGUGCCUGGCAUGGCGCCGCCGAACGCUGGCACGAUGCAAUUCAGUGCUGCGACGCUGCAGGCCCUCCAGGCUGCUGCCGCCGCCCAGGCGCAGCUACACGGCAGCAACGGCGCGACCGGCAACCUUCAGCAGCAGCAGCUCAUCGCCAUGAAGGCCGCACUCGCCUCGAGCCAGAACCUGCAGCUCAAGAUGCCGCAGAACCGCAUGGCGCAGAUCGCCCAGUCGGGCCAGCAGGGCGCGCUGCCGAACGGCGCUCCGCAAGCCGGCUCGCCACGCAUGGCUCCGCAGCAGGUGCAACAGCAGCAGCCGAUCGCCGGCGCUGCCACGUACGCUGCCCGGCCAGCGCAAGCACAGCAGCAGCAACAGCCGCAGCAGCCGCAGAUGACUCAAGUGCCAGGCCAGCCAGCACAGCGCGGCAGCCCAGCCCUCGGCAGCAAGGCCAAGGCGUCGCCGCAACGGAACGGCGCUGCCGGCCAGCCGCACCACUCGCCCUCGCCUGCGCCCAACGGCCGCUUCGGCUACGCCUCCUGAGCGCACUCAAGCUCCUCGCUAGCUCUCUUUCUCGUUGCUUCCCCACCGCUCUAUUCCCCAUCCCUCCUCGUCGCGCCUCCUUGCUGUACUCUAGGUCUCUUCUCUCUAGGCUUGCUGCCGUCUUGCCAAUCGAUGCGCGCACCUGCGCACGCGCCAACGAGCGCUUCGCCCUGCGGGGCAGAUUAUAUCACACGUCGCGUGACCGCGCACCGCAUCCACAUGGUCUGAGAGGUGGCUU
Tilletiopsis washingtonensis is the source of this 4560-nucleotide messenger RNA. RefSeq lists its product as hypothetical. Gene Ontology annotation, biological process: regulation of transcription by RNA polymerase II. The record is from RefSeq and is a predicted model, not a curated record. NCBI's taxonomy places the organism in Eukaryota, Fungi, Basidiomycota, Exobasidiomycetes, Entylomatales. The coding region runs from base 276 to 4322 and encodes 1348 amino acids. Gene Ontology annotation, cellular component: piccolo histone acetyltransferase complex. The transcript has 3 exons.